Molecule: messenger RNA, 1335 nt
Organism: Drosophila teissieri
Lineage: Eukaryota; Metazoa; Arthropoda; Insecta; Diptera; Drosophilidae
Product: mitochondrial import receptor subunit TOM40 homolog 1
Exons: 4
Coding region: 178-1146 (322 amino acids)
Biological process (GO): protein import into mitochondrial matrix
Cellular component (GO): mitochondrial outer membrane translocase complex; mitochondrial outer membrane
Molecular function (GO): transmembrane protein transporter activity
Source: RefSeq, a predicted model, not a curated record
AUUUUCGUUUCUUGUUGCCAGGAAAAAGGCUGAGUAAAAAUAAAAAGCAACAGUUUCAGUUAAGCUUUCCUCAAAACUCGACCAAAACUCCUGCAGCGAAAGAUCAAAACCGAAUUUCACAUUACACUGCUGGCCGUUUCUUCCACGUCUCUCCACGAAAACCCACACACCAUCGAAAUGGCGUCAUGCAAGAAUUGUCCCCCCUACAAGAACUCCGAGUUGGGCAUCUUCUUUCCGGAUUGCUUCGAACGCGUCAGCGGGCAUUGCAACAAGAAGAACCCCGGCAAUGUCCAGAACCUGCACAUCCUGGCCCACCGGGUGAUGCCCAAGUUCUUCGAUGGCAUCGAGCUGGACUACCUCCACCGCCUGGCGCCCAACAAAUACAUCACGGCCGCCUGGGUUCUCAGCCACAUCAGGCCCUCUGGGUUUCGCUUCGGAGGACUGUACACGUUCCGGGUGCAGGAUGAUACUAUGUACACCCCAACCAUUAUGGGCGACAUACAUCCCACUUCGCUGGCUGCCAACCUGAACAUCCUGUACUACCCCUUCCAAUCCCUUCGCAUGGAGGCCAUCCUGCAGAAGGCCAGGGAAACGGCUCCGGUGGAGAGCCAGUACACGAUCGAGUGGACGAGGCCGUGCGACACCUGGACCGCCAACUUCUACAAUGUGCGGAAUGAGAACGGCCGUUGCACCCUGUCCGUGAUGAGAUCGAUAUCCGCCCACUGGGCCCUCGGCGGGGAGCUUCUGCUGGAGUGGAACGAUCCUCAGAAACUGACUCCGGACCUGGCACUGGCAGCACGCUACUCCCAUUAUAACUACUCCUUGGCCGCCACCGCAUCCAGGCAGGGACUGGACGUCAGCUACUGGCAGCGCAUUCAUCCCCAGAUCCAGAUGGCCAAUCUCCUGGCGUGGAAUCGUAGUACGCGAAAGACCAUUGCCACAAUAUGCUACCAAUGGAACUUCUGGAACUCGGCCGUGCACGGCAUGUUCGAUUCGGAUGCCUCCGUGGGCUUUAUGUGGACAAAAUACCUGAGGCAUUUGCCACUGCAAAUGGGUUUCAGUGUGGUGAUGAAUCUGCCCACGGACCGAUUUGCCUUCGGCAUGCGUUUUGUUUUGGAUCCCAGUGGACUGAGACGUGGCGUGUAGUUUUCUGUAUUAGUUUUACUAUGUGUACGACCAAAUUAUCAAUUGCAAGUAUUAGUCCAGAGUUCAGAGAAUUACAAAAUUGGCGUUCGAAAGGCUUUCAUUUCAUCAUAGCUACAAAGUUUCCUGCUACUGAUUUUAAUUUUUUCCCCAGUCUCCUAAAUACAUUUGCGGUGCAACUUAGCUCAGAAA